UUUAAGGGAGGAAAAACCGAUCAAUCAAUCAUCUACUCUCAUUUCCAUCAAGGAUACAAGCAGAUAUCUCAAAAGAGCUGCACCCAACCUAAAAUCGACCCAGAUCCCCUGCACAAGAAAAAACACCAGUCAACCAAAAAUGGAAACACACCACAAGAGCCUGAGAGGGGAGAGGAGUCACCUCGUCCUCAAUGUGAGACCUACCAUUGUUGGUGCUCGAGGAAGUGGGAUGGCCAUGCUUCUGGGAAAGUGGAUAACCGACACCAGCAUCAACCUACCAAAAGCACGAAAUGCGGCGGUCAACAAGUGGAGGGCAUACGGAGAGGUGCAAGCAACAAAGGAAGCAGAAAACCUCUUCGUCUACUCAUUCCAGUCGACACAGCAAAGAGACGCUGUUUGGGAUGCCAGGCCAUGGAACUUGAGCAACACCCUGGUAGCACUGAAGAAAUGGGACGGUGAACAAAAGGCGGAACCAUCAGACAUACCAACUGUCGCCCUGUGGGUACAAAUGCACGAUCUACCCCAAUCUCUCAAGGAGGAGGAAGCUAUUCAGGCAGUGGCGGCCUUCAUUUUCCCUCAAUUCCACUGCAUCGACCAAUCAAACUUCGAUUUCAGGGGAUGGCUGAAAUUUAUCAUAGCCAAGGUGGAAGUAAGCAUCGAUGACCCAAUCCCAAUUGGGUUCGAAUACCCCAUUGGGGAUCGUUCCAUCUGGGUCAGUUUCAAAUACGAAAGGAUAAUGGAUCUCUGCUAUUUUUGUGGGAGACUGGGUCACCUCAUCCAUAACUGCCUUAAUAGGGAAGAACACAGAAGGCUGGGACUCAGUACUGACCCAUCGGAAGUUUACACCGAUGCACUAAGGGCUGGCCACGACUCACCGGCAAAUACUCCACCGACGUCCUUCAGGGAAAAGCUGGCGAAGUCCAAACGCCUGGCACUCCCUACCUCGGCGAUGCAGCAUAUUCGCGGCAAUCGAGGCGAAUCUUCCCAGAUUACCCUAGCGGGACUCCCAAUUCUGGGACCGUUCAACAGCCCACCAGGGUACAACAGUCUGACAAGCAGUGGAAGAGAACCAGGCUGGGUUUUCAGAAGAGAUGGCAGCACCCAGACCCAUGUCCUACAGACUGCUCUACUAGAGAUGGAAAUGGAGGCUACGACCAGAGCUAUGCAACACAGUCUCGACCUAGGGGAGAAGGAAGCCAACAAAGAAAAGAUGGCGGGCCUCUUUGAAAUGGGCCAAUCUCUGUCACUCGCCAGCCCAACCUUUAGUCUUACUGAAGUAACCCGAGGCCCAGACAUGUCGGCCCAACCCAACCAAGGCAACACCAAUCAAGGGAACAACUACCAAGCCCAACCUCUUGAUCUGAUCAUAGGGCCCAUCGGAGCCUCAACCGAUGUGGACCAGCCCAGACCAGAGAAGAAAAGGAAGCCUGAUCACAGAAGCAGUCCUGCGGCCUCUUCACCACAACAGGAGGCUCCAUCUAACAUCUCUUUCAGUUCUAUGUCUUUUGUUCCAGGGGAGAGUAAGCGAACCUACCAGCGAAGGAAGCACAUUGUCAAGAGGAAGAGCUUAGCGGAGCUCACUGCGGAAGGAUGUCAAUCCGGAGAAGGGGAGUCAGCUACUCCGAGGGCGACGGCGGCAAGCCUCAAGCCGCCUCAUCUCGAAUGAGAAUCCUCAGCUGGAACUGUAGGGGGUUCGGCCAACCCCUUACAAGGAGUUAUUGCGGCAGGCUGUGCCGGCAAUUUGGCCCCUCGGUUCUCUUUCUCAUGGAAACAAGAAAGGAUGAAUCGUUUAUGGAAGCAAGGAGGAAAGUUAUGAAGUUUGAGCACUCGGAGUAUGUCGGUCCAGAGAGGGAAGGCAGUGGCCUAGCCCUAUGGUGGAAGGAAGAUGUUACUGUUAAUGUUUUAGAGUCUUGUAAGUCCUUGAUGGACACCAGUAUUAGCAAGGAGGGGGUUAGUUUUUUCUGCACUUUUGUUCACGCUCCUACCACGAUGGUAGAGAGAAGACUCCUUUGGGAUCGACUUACGUCCCUAAGGGAGAACCAGGAAGAUAGGUGGCUGAUUGUAGGGGACCUCAACGUUGCUGUUUUCCCUUUUGAGAAGCAAGGGAGGUGCCCCCUUAGGAAUGAGAAUGUCUCUCCUUUUAAAUACUUUAUUACUCGGAAUGCCUUGGUUGACCUUGGUUUCUCUGGCCAAGUGUUUACUUGGAGCAACAAGAAACAAGGGGAUGAUCUGAUUAGAGAAAGGCUUGAUCGAGCUAUAUGUUCGACCUCAUGGAGGACUUUGUUUGAGUCGGCCACGGUUUACCAUGAAGACUUCGUGGAAUCGGACCACUGCCCAAUCCAGAUUGACCUUCAUCCAACAAAUCAAGCACAUUGCA
Messenger RNA from Linum trigynum, 2377 nucleotides. The record is from the annotation of a GenBank genome assembly. NCBI's taxonomy places the organism in Eukaryota, Viridiplantae, Streptophyta, Magnoliopsida, Malpighiales, Linaceae.